This is a messenger RNA of Cadophora gregata, 3231 nucleotides long. It is a transcript of the gene MTR4, whose product is annotated as ATP-dependent RNA helicase mtr4. The coding region runs from base 1 to 3231 and encodes 1076 amino acids. Gene Ontology annotation, cellular component: nucleus. The record is from RefSeq and is a predicted model, not a curated record. Gene Ontology annotation, molecular function: ATP binding; RNA binding; RNA helicase activity. NCBI's taxonomy places the organism in Eukaryota, Fungi, Ascomycota, Leotiomycetes, Helotiales, Ploettnerulaceae. The transcript is spliced from 2 exons. Gene Ontology annotation, biological process: maturation of 5.8S rRNA; RNA catabolic process.
AUGGACGACCUCUUCGACGUAUUCGAUGACAAUACUGCAGGCGCAGCAGUUCCAGAACGGCCGAAGAAAGCAAAGGCCAAGAAGGAGCGGGCAAAGAAGAGAACCGCGAGCGGCGAAGUGAAGAAAGUCGCAGAGGAUCAAGAUGAAGAUGCUGAGAUGGAAGAUGUAGAGCCGGCGGUAGACCCUGUCGAAGAGGAAACCAAUGCUCUGAUUGAGAAGAAGGAUACCAAGAGACGCCGCCGCGAAGAAGAAGCCGAACCAGUUGUUACAGAUACAUUCCAAACAGAGCAGUCAAGAGAAGUUGCUGCAUCAGCAGGCUUGCAAGCCAAAGACGAUGGGGCAUUGGUGAUCCAGCAUAAUAUUCAGCACCAAGUUUCCUUGCCCCCGGACUACGACUAUGUCCCCAUUUCCCAACACAAAUCGCCCGAAACCCCUGCGCGAACAUGGCCCUUCGAACUGGAUCCUUUCCAGAAAGUUUCUAUCGCUUCCAUUGAGCGCGGUGAGAGUGUAUUGGUAUCGGCGCAUACCAGUGCGGGAAAGACGGUUGUCGCCGAAUAUGCCAUUGCUCAGAGCUUGAAGAACAACCAGAGAGUAAUUUACACGAGUCCUAUCAAGGCGCUGAGCAACCAGAAAUACCGAGAGUUUGCGGCAGAAUUUGGAGAUGUGGGACUUAUGACCGGAGAUGUUACUAUCAACCCUACAGCGACUUGCUUGGUCAUGACAACAGAGAUUCUGAGAUCUAUGUUGUAUCGAGGUUCUGAGAUUAUGCGAGAGGUGCAAUGGGUGAUCUUUGACGAAAUCCAUUACAUGCGAGAUAAGUCCAGAGGCGUCGUCUGGGAGGAAACAAUCAUUUUACUACCAGACAAAGUCAGAUAUGUCUUUCUGUCUGCCACGAUUCCCAACGCCAUGCAAUUCGCAGAGUGGAUCACCAAGACGCAUCAACAGCCAUGUCAUAUUGUUUAUACCGACUUCCGACCCACACCCUUACAACACUACUUCUUCCCCGCUGGCGCUGAUGGUAUUCAUUUGAUUGUUGACGAGAAGGGCAAUUUCAGAGAGGAUAACUUUCAGAAGGCCAUGGCAACAAUCGAGGACAAGAAAGGCGCCGAUCCAGCAGAUAUUGAUGCCAAGCAAAAAGGCAGAGGAAAAAACAAGAAGACCAUCAAGGGUGGCAGCAAGGACGAAACAAACGAUAUUUACAAGAUUGUCCGUAUGAUAAUGAUGAAGCAUUACAAUCCUGUCAUUGUCUUUAGCUUCAGCAAACGAGAGUGUGAAGCUUAUGCCUUAAAGAUGGCUUCGAUGGCUUUCAAUGACGAAUCAGAAAAGGCAAUGGUACAAAAGGUCUUCGAGAGCGCCAUUGAAUCUCUAUCCGAAGAGGACAAAACACUCCCUCAGAUCCAGCAUAUUCUGCCCCUUCUACGUCGCGGAAUUGGUGUUCAUCACUCUGGCCUUCUUCCAAUUUUGAAGGAGACAAUUGAGAUCUUGUUCCAAGAGAAUUUGAUCAAAGUGUUAUUUGCAACCGAGACAUUCUCCAUUGGUCUCAACAUGCCUGCGAAGACAGUUGUUUUCACUAGUGUUGAGAAGUUCGACGGCUCUAGCAUGCGGUACCUGACUCCGUCAGAAUUUGUUCAAAUGUCCGGGCGUGCAGGAAGAAGAGGACUUGAUGACAGAGGUAUCGUCAUUAUGAUGAUCAACGACAAGAUGGAGCCAGCGACAGCAAAGGAGAUCGUUAGAGGAGAACAAGAUAAGCUCAACUCCGCUUUCUAUCUGGGAUAUAACAUGAUCCUGAACUUGAUGAGAGUCGAAGGUAUUUCCCCUGAGUUUAUGUUGGAGCACUGUUUCUAUCAAUUCCAGAAUACGUCAAGUGUGUCUGGGCUAGAGAGAGAGCUUCAAGCAAUGCAAUUCGAGCGAGACAAUCUUGAGAUUCCGGACGAAGCUACUAUCAAGGAAUAUUAUGACCUGCGACAACAACUCACGUCAUAUACUAAGGAUAUGCGCAAUGUUAUCAACCACCCAAAUUACUGCCUGCAAUUCAUGCAACCUGGGCGUGUUGUUCACAUCAAGCACAAAGAUCAAGAUUUUGGCUGGGGUGCAGUCGUCAAGUUCAACCCAGUCAGAGUGCCCAAGGGCGCUGAAGAGGUGCCUCCACAAGAAUCAUUCAUGCUCGAUGUGCUGUUGUUAGUGUCCAGCGAGUCCUCAACAGGUACACAGACUCAAGGUCCUAUUCCGGCAGGACUCCAACCACCUUCUGGUGAAGACAAGGGGAAAAUGGAGGUUGUUCCGGUACUUCUAUCCUGUAUCGAGGCUAUUGGCCACGUUCGCAUCUUCUUGCCAAAGGACCUCAAGCCCACAGAUCAACGCAACACGGUUCGGAAAUCACUGGACGAAGUCAAGCGCCGCUUCCCAGAUGGAAUUGCAGUUUUGGACCCAAUCGAGAAUAUGGGAAUCACGGAUGAUUCGUUCAAGAAACUCCUACGAAAGAUCGAAGUCCUUGAAUCUCGUUUGCUCUCGAAUCCACUUCACAACUCUCCUCGUCUCCCUGAAUUAUACAAUCAGUACGCUGCCAAGCUAGCUAUUGGUGGUAAAAUCAAGGACAGAAAGAAGGCAAUCACGUCAGCAUUGAGUAUCAUGCAACUGGAUGAGCUGAAAUCCCGCAAGCGUGUACUGCGACGUCUUGGCUUCAUCAAUGAUCAAGAAGUUGUUGAACUCAAGGCUCGUGUUGCGUGUGAGAUUUCGUCCACUGGUGAUGGUCACGAGCUUCUGCUAUCCGAACUACUUUUUAAUCGCUUCUUCAAUGAGUUAAGCCCCGAGGUUUGCGCAUCUGUACUUUCAUGCUUCAUUUUCGAGGAAAAGAGUAAAUCUGCCGAGCCACUCAAGGAGGAACUUUCAAAACAUUACAGAGAGAUCCAGAGCCAGGCCAAGAUCAUUGCGAAAGUUAGUCAGGAAAGCAAGCUAGCUGUCAACGAGAAGGAGUACGUGGAUAGCUUCAAGUGGGAACUCAUGGAAGUCGUACUUUUAUGGGCACAGGGAAAGUCCUUUGCAGAAAUCUGCAAAAUGACAGACGUCUAUGAAGGAUCACUCAUUCGUUUAUUCCGCCGUCUCGAAGAGCUACUCAGACAGAUGGCACAAGCUGGCAAGGUCAUGGGAUCUGACGAGCUAUCGGCAAAGUUCGAGGAAGCACUUUCGAAGAUCAGAAGAGAUAUUGUGGCUGCUCAGAGUCUGUACUUGUAA